AUAACACACACAGCGCAGCUCUCUGUUAGCUCACAGUCUUGUGGAACCGAACAGCAUUUCACCUGGAAGACUGAUCCCAGACAUGAAGCUCUGUCCUGGGAUAGGAGUUCACCGUCUCCUGCACGUCCUGGUUCUCCUGGCAGCCCUGGUCAUUAAAGUGGACCUGCAGAGAUCCAAGGAGAGACGCUACUACAUCGCUGCUGUGGAGAUCAACUGGAAUUAUUCGCCCAAUGAUGCAAACAGGCAAGAUCCCACCUAUAAGAAAGUGGUUUUUCGGGAGUAUGACGAAACUUUCAGCCAGGCAAAGACUCAUCCGCCCUGGUUAGGUCUGCUGGGACCCACACUGAGGGCCGAGGAGGGGGAGACGAUCGUCGUCACUUUCAGAAACAUGGCUUACGGCGCGUACAGCAUCCACCCACACGGAGUGGCUUACGGGAAGCAGUCGGAGGGAGCCAACUACUUUGACAACACGUCACAGAAGGAAAAAGAGGACGACAUUGUGCAGCCUAAUGGUGAACAUGUUUACACCUGGGAGGUGACGCCAGAGGUUUCCCCGCUGCCCGAUGACCCCGACUGUCUCACCUACACCUACAUCUCCCACCAAAACGUGGUGCAGGACUACAACUCUGGCCUCAUCGGCGCUUUGCUCAUCUGCAAGGCCGGCACCUUGGACGAAUCGGGACAGCAGAUGGGCCUCCACAAGGAGUUUGUGUUUCUCUUUGGGGUCUUUGACGAGAAAGAAAGUUUGUACAGUCCAGGUGGACACUCUUCAGAUGACCACGUCAAAUACACCAUCAACGGAUACACACGAGGAUCCUUGCCUGCUGUCAGUAUAUGUGCCCACGCCCCUGUGAGCCUUCACCUGGUGGGCAUGAGCUCAGAACCCGAGGUCUUCUCAGUUCACAUGAACGGCCAGGUUCUGUCGCACAGCGGUCACAAAGUGUCGUCGGUGGGGCUGAUCAGCGGCUCCUCCGCCACCGCCAGCCUGGUUUCUGCCUAUGCGGGCCGCUGGCUGCUCUCCUCCUUCACCACCAAGCACAUGGAAGCUGGCAUGCACGGCUUCGUGGACGUGAGGAUGUGUGAAGAGUUUGCUGAGCCAGUGAGAAAGAUGACAGUCAUACAGAGACGACACAGCAAGGAGUGGAAAUAUUAUAUUGCUGCGGAAGAAAUAGUCUGGGACUAUUCAAAGGACAGCAACAAACACAUUGAUCAAGACUUCAAGCUCCAGUACCUGACACGGUCAGCACGUCGUAUUGGAUCAAAAUACAAGAAGGCGGUGUACACUCAGUACAAAAAUGAAUCAUUCACUGAAAGGGUGGAAAAUGAGCACAGGAAGAAUGAGCAGGGCAUCUUGGGUCCAGUGAUCAGAGCACAAAUCCGAGACAUCAUCACAAUUGUUUUCAAGAAUUUGGCCUCGAGGCCUUACAGCAUCUACCCACAUGGCCUGACUUUAGACAAGUCAGAGGAGGGAGUCAACUAUCCAGCAGGAGGAAACCAGACCCACGGCGUUCGGCCAGGUGAAACGCACACCUACACGUGGAAGGUUCUGGAGGAGAACGAGCCUCUGGAUGGAGAGUCCCAAUGUCUGACGCGGAUGUACCACAGCGCCGUGGACACGCCGCGGGACAUUGCGUCGGGCCUGAUAGGACCCAUGCUCAUCUGCAAGAGUCAAUCCCUAGAUGUCAGGAAUGUACAGCUGAGAGCGGACAAGGAGCAGCAUGCUGUGUUUUCAGUGUUUGAUGAGAACAAGAGCUGGUAUCUGGACGAAAAUAUUCGCCGUUGUUAUGAUCAAUCCAAAGUCAACAAAGCCGACCCAGACUUUUAUAAGUCCAAUGUCAUGCACACAAUAAAUGGAUAUGUGUUUGAGAGUGGCCCUGACUUGGGCUUCUGCUAUGGUGAGGUUCCGACUUGGCAUGUGUCCAGCAUUGGAGCACAGAACUACAUCCAGACAGCUACUUUCUACGGCCAUCCGUUCGAGCUGAAUCACAGAACUGAAGACAUUCUGAGCCUCUAUCCAAUGACUGGAGAGACCAUCAAGAUACCCAUGGACAACAUAGGUUUCUGGCUUUUGGCAUCAUUGAAUACUCAUGAAACAACAAAGGGAAUGCGUGUGAAGUUUCAAGAUGUUGAGUGCUACCGCGAGCUCCAAUAUGAGUAUGAGGACAAUGACGUGAAUGGAGUUGAUGAAUUUACUCAGUGGAAGCCCCCGACAUUUGAAGAUGUCAAAAAAGAAAAGGAGAAAUCAAAAUCUUUACCCACAGAACCAGUGGAGAUCGAUAUCUACACGGACAUGUUUGCGGACGAGUUAGGUCUACGGUCGCUGAGGAACCAGUCCAGAAACUCAGAUGUGGAGAUACUGGACUUGAGUUUAUUUGACUAUGAUGAUACUGAUGUUGCUCCUGUGGUCGGCAAUGCUAGUCCCAAUGUAAAGGACACAAAGAAUAAAACUGAGCUCUUUUCUAAUCAGACUACAGUGAAUGAUACUCAAUGGAAAUAUGUAGAUAACCAAAAUGUUACAGAACAUAAUUUGCACAACAGCAGUAUUACUAAACAUGCAACAGCUGUACAGAAGAAUAGGACUCAGUCAUUCCUUGACAAUUACACAACUGUUCUCAACAGCGAUGGUGAUUCACUGAGCAAUCAAAGCACGGCAACCACCAACAGGACUGUUUCUGUAGUUGCAGUCAGUCCAAAUAAUGCUAGUUUUACAGUUGCUGAGUUAAUGAACUCAACAGUUCUCAAUGCUACAGGUUCAACAGUUCUCAAUGCUACAGGUUCAACAGUUCUCAAUGCUACAGGUUCAACACGUUCAACACUUCUCAAUGCUACACUUUCAACACUUCUCAAUGCUACACGUUCAACACUUCUCAAUGCUACACGUUCAACAGUUCAUGGAAAUGCCUCUGCAAAUGGUGUCAACAUUUCCACUUCAUCCAAACAACUCACCUCUAUCACCAUGGGAGCAUUACAGACGACCAGUCAACCCACAGGGAAGCAAGAGUCCACCAAUCAGACCAUGCCAGUACAAUCACAAGACACUACUAAAAUUAAUACAACAUUAACAACAAAUACCAAAGAUGGAAGAACAGAAUCAAACCCAUCUGGCAGUAGUAACACCUUUAUGGACAUAUUCUUUUCCAGAGAGAAUGAUGUGCAACUCCCUCGGGGCGAUAUGUUCUUUUACACAGGGUAUGCAACUGACACCGACACUGACCCAGUCGGCAGUCUCUUGUUUCAACAGACUUCAGCACUUGAGGAUGACCAUAAUACGUCAUCUGAUGUGUCACCCGUUGGAUUAAACCAAUCACUUUUAGGAUUUGAUAUCAAGGAAGCUGACAACAGAAGCAUGGUCAAAGAUAACCUCACCAGCAUUGAGUUGGUGGAGACCACAGGAAACAAUGAGGGAAACUCUUCAAACAUGACUUUGCGGCUAGAGCUUGGACUACAAAUGAAUGUUACUGAAGGUGUGAGUGUUUCUGCCAAUUCCAGCCUUGGGAAUGCAACAUAUCUUUUAAACUUAGAUGAGCUAUCACAAAACGGUACAGUGAACAUCUCCAAAUCAAGUUCAGUGGGGAGAAGCUCCAAGAAAGGACUUCUUCCUGGGGAGUUGUCCAAUUCUUCAAUGGAAAGUUUCUCUAACGAGACUAGAGGUUCAUCCAACCAUUCUCUUUCUGGUGGCUCUGUGAAGCUGCUCAGUUCUGAGGAGUUUGGUUCUUCAGAAAGUAGUGAGGAAAUAUUUAUUUAUGUUAAAGAAAACAAAUCAGAGGCAAUCAAAACCGUCUCCUUGAGCUCACAAGGCCACAACUGGACUUAUGAUGGAACUCACUCCAUGGUACCUGAGGAGAUUCCUGAUCACAUGAAAAAAUACUUUGAGAACAAAGCACUACAAACAACUCCACCUCCCAAAAGGUACAAAAAAGUGAACCUCAGACAAAUACCCAAGAAAGGUGAAGGCAUGAAAACAAGGAGGAGGAAGGUCUACAAGCCUCAGGCCAGAGGUGGCUCACCCUUUUCUCCACGAGGAUUUAACCCAGAGUUCACCCCCCGUGGGGCAAGGCCCAUUGUACCACAGCCUGUCACCAAGGAGGAGGAGUUGAUUAACUUCCCCAUAGUUAUUGCUUUGCCCCGACCUGAUUUCAGUGACUAUCAGCUGUAUGUCCCUGAAGAUGAACCAGAGCAACCUGAUAUGAAUGAACAAGAUGUGACACAAAAUGAAUAUGAAUAUGUGUCGUACAAAGACCCCUACAGCAGCCAUGAAGACAUUAAGGAUCUCAACCUGGACGAAACUACAAAAUACUACUUAAAGUUAUCAGGUCCUGAUAUCAAGACAUACUUUAUUGCUGCAGAAGAAGUUGAAUGGGACUAUGCUGGUUACGGACAGAGGAGACACGAUAAGUCGCAGCAAAACAUGCUAGAGACCAAAUUCACCAAAGUUGUUUUCCGAGGUUACCUGGAUGCGAGCUUCAGCACUCCUGAUCUCCGCGGGGAGAUGGAUGAGCAUCUAGGCAUCCUUGGGCCUGUUAUCAAAGCUGAGGUUGGACAAAGCAUUAUGAUUGUGUUCAAAAACAACGCCAACCGUCCGUACUCCCUGCACCCCAAUGGGGUUUCCUAUACAAAGCAGUUUGAGGGUCUGUCCUACGAGGACGGCUCCAAGCACUGGUAUAAAUAUGACAACGAAGUUCAACCCAACACCACCUACACAUACAUAUGGAAAAUCAGUCCUAUGGUUGGGCCAGCUCCGGAAGAGUCUGAGUGUCGGACCUGGGCGUACUACUCUGGUGUUAAUCCCGAGAAGGACAUUCACUCCGGCUUAAUUGGUCCUUUGCUGGUGUGUCGAGAGGGAACUCUGAAGAAAAAGCCACUCGACACGAGGGAGUUUGUGCUGCUUUUCAUGACCUUCGAUGAGUCACAGAGCUGGUACUACAAUAAAAACCAGGAAGUUAUGCAAAGAAAGUACCGAAAACGAGUUUGGGAUGACUACGAGAUGGAGAACCUCAAGUUCCACUCCAUCAAUGGAAUAAUAUACAGUCUUAAGGGCCUGAGGAUGUACACCAACCAGCUUGUGCGGUGGCACCUGAUGAACAUGGGUUCUCCCAAAGACGUUCACAGCGUUUACUUCCAUGGGCAGACAUUCAGAAAUGUUAAGACCAAGAGCUACAGGCAGGCUGUGUUUCCCCUGCUGCCUGGGAGCUUUGCAACAUUGGAGAUGUAUCCAUCCAAGCCUGGGCUGUGGCAGCUGGAGACAGAAGUUGGUCGAAACCAAAAGAGGGGGAUGCAGACGCUCUUCCUGGUGCUAGAUAAUGAUUGCUACCAUCCUAUGGGUCUUGAGUCGGGCAGCGUGAAAGAUGACCAGAUCACAGCCAGCAACUCAAGAGGAUACUGGGCGCCCCAUCUUGCCAGGCUGAAUAACCAGGGUAAAUACAAUGCAUGGAGCACAGACAAGAGAGGCGAGUGGAUUCAGGUGGACUUCAAGCGGCCAGUAGUGAUCAGCCUGGUGGCCACACAAGGAGCCCGGCAGUUAUUCCAGUCCCAGUACGCCACAAAUUUCUCCAUCUCGUACAGCAACGACCGCCGCAAAUGGAUCUUUUACAAAGGCGACAGCAGGGAAUUCUGGAAGACAUUUCAAGGAAACGAGGAAGCCUCUCAAACAAAGAAAAACAUCUUCUUUCCUCCUUUGAUUGGACGGUUCAUUAGGCUCCACCCUAUCACCUGGAAUAAUGCAGCAACAAUCCGCAUGGAGUUCUACGGUUGUGAACUUGAUGGCUGCUCUGUGCCUUUGGGGAUGGAGAGCAGGCUGAUAGAGGACAGACGCAUCACAGCCAGCUCUGAGGAAUCCAGCUGGUUUAGUGGACUCUGGAAAGCCUCUUUCGGUCGCCUCAACAAGCUGGGUUCCAUCAACGCAUGGAGAGCGAAGCACAAUGACAUGAACCAGUGGCUCCAGGUGGAACUGCCUCGCAUGAUGAAGAUCACAGGCAUCAUAACACAGGGAGCCAAGUCUAUGACGAAGGAGAUGUACGUCACCAAGUACGCCCUGCAGUACAGUGACAAUGGGAUACACUGGACUUACUACAUGGACGAUGAUGAUGUAACUGUAAAGAUGUUUGACGGAAACACAAACAACAAUGACCACGUGAGGAACUACAUCUAUCCUCCCAUCUUCACUCGCUUUAUUCGAAUCGUCCCCAAAAGAUGGUGGAACUCCAUCACCAUGAGAGUAGAGCUUCUCGGCUGUGACUUUGAGUGACACGUGCUCGUGAAAACGCGGGAAAACACUAAAUAAAUGUUCAGAGCGUAGAGGCAGACAUGCAGGAUUAUUACCAACCAUGGAAUAUGUUGCAGUUUUGUCCCUUUACAUCUGGAUCCGGCAUUUAAUAUGAAGAGUAUUUGUGGCAGAAAAAUAAGAAAAAAAAGUUUGUUAAAAAAAAUGUGUUAAUCUUCCCAGAUGUAACAAGGUAAAUGUAAUAUACAUGUGUGCAGCACAUCUUUCAGCACUAUGCUAAAGUACUUCCUGUAGAAUAAGUAACCAGAAGAAAAGUAGUUCAACAUGUACAGGUCUGAUCAUCCGGAUGAUCAGAAUGCAAAAACAGAUAAUCCACAAACUAACUUCUUCAAAUAAAAACAAAACGAAAAAGAGAAGCAAAGGUGACAGUACAAAAUCUGAUAGAAAACAUGUGACAACAGAUACAACUUUUUCAAGAUAUUUUUAUAUCUUUGCAUUUUAUUGUACCAAUUUCUAUUCAUUUCUCGUUCGAAAGCUUGACUGGAAGUUGUUAGCAAACUCUCUCCUGACCACUAGAUGUCAGUAUAAUUGUUACGUGUUCUUCCCUCAUAAGCUACAACACAAAUUAGACACCACUUUUUUGCGUGUUUGCUAUAUAUAUAUAUAUA
Messenger RNA from Poeciliopsis prolifica (blackstripe livebearer), 6888 nucleotides. RefSeq names its product coagulation factor V (gene f5). The record is from RefSeq and is a predicted model, not a curated record. Bases 83 to 6244 code for a protein of 2053 amino acids. Gene Ontology annotation, molecular function: copper ion binding; oxidoreductase activity. The transcript has 25 exons. NCBI's taxonomy places the organism in Eukaryota, Metazoa, Chordata, Actinopteri, Cyprinodontiformes, Poeciliidae.